ACAAAUUGAGUACAUUUUUGUAUGCAAAUUUAGUUUCAGUUAAACUUAGUGUGUGACACCUCGUCAAUAAAUAUGAGAAACUUGUGCUUGUUUACCCUCAUCCUAUUUGCUGUGUUCAACAAUAUUGAAACUGGAUUAGUAAUAAGACGAAACGAGUUAGGGUUACCGGAGUGUAUAUGGAUAUGGUAUCCCAGGUAUCCAAGGUUUCCCCCUCGAAGGACCACUACUGUUGUUACCCCCACUCAACCACCUACUGUAACAUCACCUACUCCAGUAUCAACUACUUCUGCACCAGCGGAAACACCUGCACCAACAGAAGCUUCGGAAGCACCACCUUCUGAGGCUCCCGCUGAAGAGGUCACCACCGAACCUCCUGGAGAAGAUGGUGCUGAAUAACUUUAUCCAGUGAAAUUUUUAGAACUUUGAUGGGUCACAUGCGAUAAUUUGGUUGAACAGUUAGUAUUAAUGACGCGAUAAGUUGAACAUCGUCACUUGUUUGGAGGUUAUAGGAGAAAAAAUCCGACCUUUGAUAUAAAUAGAAGUUGUGUCCUUCUAUGUUAAAAAAAAACUGUUCUGUAGCCUCUGAAAGUAAAAAAAUAUGCACUUUUGGGAAUCUUUUAUCAAAAAGUAUGUUCAAAGUAUGCAAUGUGAUCCGUCAUAUUUUUUGGAGUCGAAAUAUGUAUUUAUAUAGAAGGUGUACAAUAUAAAAUAGUGAA
Messenger RNA from Anthonomus grandis grandis, 716 nucleotides. RefSeq lists its product as uncharacterized. Lineage: Eukaryota; Metazoa; Arthropoda; Insecta; Coleoptera; Curculionidae. The transcript is spliced from 3 exons. The coding region runs from base 73 to 396 and encodes 107 amino acids. The record is from RefSeq and is a predicted model, not a curated record.